Messenger RNA from Eimeria mitis, 600 nucleotides. RefSeq lists its product as uncharacterized. The record is from RefSeq and is a predicted model, not a curated record. Lineage: Eukaryota; Apicomplexa; Conoidasida; Eucoccidiorida; Eimeriidae.
AUGUUCAAUGCAGUAUAUCAGAUCUUGCAGGGAAGUGCAAGAGGAGAGGGAACGGGCUUGGCGUCUCGGCUGCGAGGUUUCCUUCAGACGGUAGGUCUGGGAUCUACCGGAGUAGCGCUGCGGUGUUUGGACGGCUCGGGGAGCUCGAAUGCUUGUAAACGCAAGGCGUUUCUCGGAGGUGCUGACAUUCACCCCACGCCCUGGAAGAUCAAGGCAACGCUGAUAUGCAUCAAGGGCAAGCUGCAGAGAAAGGCGGUUCUGUGGGAAACACUGCUCCGACGUAGCUCGACAACGAUUAGGGCUUGCAAGUGGCUGUUGCGGAGCAGGACGUGCGUGUGGCGACUAGGGGAGCUAAGCUGCAUGCCCGCAAAGCUGCGCAAGGUGCGGCUGAAAUUGGCGGUUGGCUCGUCGCAUGAGCGGAGGAACGAAGACGGCGAAGGAAGCGACAGUGGUUUGAAAGGCUGCAUAAUUUCGAAGGGCCGCAGUGUAGUCGCUGGGGCCAAUACCGUAGAGGCCACAGCCAACGACGUAGAAUAUCAAGUUAAAACUGAAAUGUUUGUGCUUUUGCGGGACCGGAGAUUGGCUCAGCCAACGACGUAG